This is a messenger RNA of Rhodotorula toruloides NP11, 930 nucleotides long. RefSeq names its product NGG1p interacting factor 3, NIF3. The transcript has 4 exons. Gene Ontology annotation, cellular component: cytoplasm; mitochondrion. The coding region runs from base 1 to 930 and encodes 309 amino acids. NCBI's taxonomy places the organism in Eukaryota, Fungi, Basidiomycota, Microbotryomycetes, Sporidiobolales, Sporidiobolaceae. The record is from RefSeq and is a predicted model, not a curated record.
AUGCCUUCUCCAACGCUCACGCACCUGCAGACGGCCCUAGCGAAGCUCACACCGCUCGAGCUUAUGGAGAGCGCAUGGGACAAUGUCGGAUUGAUGGCGGAGGCACCGGAACCGCGAGACGGCAAGCUCGCGAAAGGCGAAGCGAGGAAGGUUUACCUUUGCAUCGACUUGACGACCGCCGUGUGCUCUGAAGCCCUUUCCGAUCCCUCGACAACCGCCAUCCUCUCCUACCACCCUCCCAUCUUCCGCGGCCUCAAGUCCUUUACCCUCGCCAACCCGCUCCAAGCCUCCCUCCUCCGCUGCAUCUCGUCAGGCGUCUCUGUCUUCACCAUUCACACCGCUGCCGACAACUGCGUCGGCUCGAACAACGACUUUAUGGCGAGCGGCUUGCUGCAAGCUGCGGGCGUUGAGACGGAUGCGGACGGGAUGGUUAAGCCGGGAGAAGGGAAGGGCUCGAAGGCUCUGAAGGAGGCGUCGUCUCCGCCAGAGGGCCACGAAGGAGCGGGACAUGGACGCUUUGUCGACUUGACGGAAGGUGGAGGACGGAAGUUAAGCAAGGAGGAAGCGGUGCAAGCGGUCAAGAACCGGCUGGGCUUGAAGUACAUCCAAGCCGCCUGGUCCUCGACAGGUCCCACGGAGAUCCAGACGAUCGCGAUUUGCGCGGGAAGCGGCGGCAGCGUCCUCGGCGGCGUCAAGGCGGACCUCUACCUGACUGGCGAGAUGUCGCAUCACGAAAUCCUUGCUGCGAACGCAGCCGGUACUCACGUCUUCUGCUGCAAUCACACUAACACCGAGCGACCAUGGCUGGCCCUCUUUGCGCCACGUCUACAGGCCGCCAUGAACGAAGCGGCGUCGGGCGACGGAGCGAGCGCUUCAAAGUAUGAAGUCGUGCUGAGCCAGGAGGACAAGGAGCCGCUGCAGGUGGUGUAG